AUGUCCGCCUUCUACGAGCAGAACCAAGCAGCUGCUGCCACUGGUGCAUGGCCCGCACCUGGUCGCCAGCCCUCGUGGGAACAGCCUGCCCCUCCUUCGAGAUCCGGAACCGCUUCCGCAUCGAGAGAUGAGUCGACCGCAUUCAGCUCCCAAUUCGAAGAGAUUGAGCGUGCCACCGACAACCUUGCCAAGAGCGGCAAGUGGAUGGCUGGUGGAACACCCCAAUACAACAGCCGUCGCGAGUCGAUGCCCCCGGUCAUGAUGGGCCGUGGCUUCAACGCUGAAUAUUCCGGAUCCAAGUCCAACUCCCCCGCCGACGGUCGCGCCAGCGGACCUGGACAGGCCCGCCACCCCUCGGUCAGUGAAUACGACGGUAUGCGAUCGAACUCGGCAGCAGGCCUCCAAGGCUACUAUGCGUCGCAGCGCUUUGCACCACGUCAGAAUGAGGCAGAGCAGAUGAUGCAGGCCAAGCGAAGGAUGGCUGCGCAAAGAGAGAGGGAGCUUCGCAACUAUCACCAGGAGCAGCAAUACAACAGGAACACUUCCGCCCAAGGCCCCAAGCCCGACCGCGCUCUGAGCCCUGCUGCUGCUACAACCAUGAGUGAAGACGAACGCCGCGAUCUCAUUGCCCGCCAGCACCGCGCCCUCUACGGCAACGAAUCUGCCCUGUAUCCCAACCCGGAGGCCGCUGCUGCCGCCGCUGUUGCUGCCCGCCGUGCCUCGCAGGACGUCAGGGGUUCCAUCUCCGGUGAUGCCAGAGCUUCUAUCUCCGGCGCUUCCAGGGGCGGUGCGUCGCCAUUGGCUUUCGACCCUUUCCACGGUGAGCCUGCUGUCCAGAUGCCCCCUCGCGAUGGCGUAAUGCUCCCCAAGUCGCCAAACAGCGCUUCAUCUCCUCAGUCGAACCCUACCACCUUCGGCAGUCUGAUGGGUGAGACUCAACAGUCUAGUCGUACUUCGGUUUCUUCGCCCAGCGGCUCUCCCCCUCUUGGCCAAGGUCACAAAGGCGCCGCAGCUGCUCCUAUCGGUACCCGUCCUGCACCCAAUGCUGCACAGGCCACUGGUCUGAACAAGCGUUCGACUACGCCCCUUCCCUCGCCCCUCAGCUUCGGCUACAAUGCCAACGAGCAGGCCAGAAACGAGCGUUCAACAUCUGCUGGUCCCAAUGGCUCCGUAGCCGACAAGGGUGUCAGCCUUGGUUCUUGGGGUUCCAACAGCGGAGUUUGGGGCUCUGCUAAGAACAGCCUUGGGGUUCAGGCUCCUGUCUGGGGCUAG
Aureobasidium subglaciale EXF-2481 is the source of this 1272-nucleotide messenger RNA. RefSeq lists its product as uncharacterized. The record is from RefSeq and is a predicted model, not a curated record. Bases 1 to 1272 code for a protein of 423 amino acids. The transcript is spliced from 5 exons. Lineage: Eukaryota; Fungi; Ascomycota; Dothideomycetes; Dothideales; Saccotheciaceae.